Molecule: messenger RNA, 1501 nt
Organism: Scomber japonicus (chub mackerel)
Lineage: Eukaryota; Metazoa; Chordata; Actinopteri; Scombriformes; Scombridae
Gene: tgfb5
Product: transforming growth factor, beta 5
Exons: 7
Coding region: 245-1501 (418 amino acids)
Biological process (GO): transforming growth factor beta receptor signaling pathway; SMAD protein signal transduction; BMP signaling pathway
Cellular component (GO): extracellular region
Molecular function (GO): cytokine activity; type II transforming growth factor beta receptor binding; growth factor activity
Source: RefSeq, a predicted model, not a curated record
UUUCCUUUUCCACAUAAAGUUGUUUUUGCCAGAAAAGCCUGUUAGCUGUGGAUAUAGAAUAGUUUGGAGUUUUUAUUUAAUUUCAGAGAGUUUUGGAGGCAGUAAAGCCUUCAGUGAAAUGUUACAUCACUGACGCACAUAUUUCUUCAUGCUUGGUUGCAAGUCUCAGUUUUAGUUGAAGUCUUAUACAGUAGCCUCGUUUCGUUCAGGGAGUAGCUCCGUCCCUCCGUCUCUUCUCCGGACAAUGUGGCUCUCCCACCUCGCGCUGCUGCUGCUGCUCCGGUUCUCCGGUGUGCUGGUGGAGGGGAUCAACACGUGCCAGUUCAUCAACCUGGACGAGCAGAAGUCCCGACGCAUCGAGGCGGUCCGCGGACAGAUCCUCAGCAAGCUCCGCAUCCGCAGCCCGCCGGACCUGACCAAGGGCGGGUCGUAUGGCUCGGUGCCUCCGGAGGUCAUGCUGCUGUAUAACAGCACGCGGGAGCUGCUGAAGGAGCGCGCGCGUCUGGCCGAAUCUGCGUGCGAGCGCGAGAGCAGCGAGGAGGACUAUUAUGCCAAAGAGGUGCAGCGGAUUGACAUGCUGCCCCCCCGCACCGACACAAAUGCGGUGCAGCCAGUAGCCCCUAACCCUCAUUACAGAGUUGUCCUCUUUGACGUCAGUGGAGUGGAUCUGACCAACAGCACCCUGGUGAAAGCUGAAUUUAGGAUCUUCAGAGCUCCCAACCCGCAGGCCCGGGCCUCAGAGCAGCGAGUAGAGAUCCAUCAGCUGCUGAAGCCAGAUGAAGAAAGCAUCUCCACUCAACGUUAUAUCGACUCCCGCACCGUUCAGCCGCGGGCGAAGGGAUCCUGGAUAUCUGUGGAUGUCACAGAAACUGUAAAGGACUGGGUGUCAGAUUCAGAGCAUAAUCUAGGCCUGAGGCUGGGUGUCCACUGUCCCUGCUGCACCUUUGUCCCGUCCACCAACAACAUUGUACCCAAUAAGAGUGAAGAACUGGAGGCGCUCUUUGCAGGUGUAGAUGAUGAGCAGCUUCGUCAGAUUAGAAAGCCGGGUCAGGUUAAAGGCCAACCAGACUUCAGCACCAAGACGCCCCACCUCAUCCUCACCCUGCUGCCCAGCGACAGAGUAGACAACCCAGCCAAGAAGAACCGCAAGAAGAGGGCAGCAGCCACAGACACCACAACCUGCACCCGUGGUUCAGAUCAGGGCUGCUGCCUGCGCUCGCUCUACAUCGACUUCAGACGUGACCUCAACUGGAAGUGGAUCCACGAGCCCAAAGGUUACAAAGCCAACUUCUGUGCUGGCAACUGCCCUUACCUCUGGAGUGCAAACAACCACUACAACAUGAUCCUGCCCCUGUACAACAAGCUGAACCCCGAAGCCUCCGCCACUCCCUGCUGCGUUCCCCAGGACCUGGAGCCCCUCACCAUCAUGUACUUCAUCGGCCGAACCCCACGUGUCGAACAACUCUCCAACAUGGUCGUCAAAUCCUGCAAGUGCCGCUGA